GAACUCGCCUGCCCGCAUCGCUCAAGUCGCUUGUCGCUUCCUUGCAGCUAGACGAGUCCCGCUUCGUGCGACCGCCUGAGUGAGUUCGUCCCCUGUUUCUACACCUCGAUUCCUCCUACGUGUAUGAACCUGGGCGGCUUCAAUCUUUGCUUUCGGUCGACAGCUGGCGUCAAGACUGUACGGUGGUCACAACCGGUGCCCCCGCUUCCCCUGCACGUGCUCUAUUUGUCGAAGUGGACGGUGUCUGGAGACCGAGGUUGCCAUGUCAUAAUGUCGUCUGUACGAUGUGAACUGGAUGCUGCAUCGAGGAGCAGCGAGCUCGGGUCGCCUUUCACAGAGCUAUGAAGACGUGUCACUGACCAGGAACAGAAGUCUAAAGGCACCUUCCCAUAACUACUACCCUCCGUUAUACCUACCGCCCACCAUGCCGAUGGACGCGAAGGAGAUCGAACUCAAGGCCAAGGCUCUGACCAAGGCGGCCACCCAGAACGAGCCGCCCGCCAACAUCGUCGCCCUGCUCAAGGAACUACAACAAGGCGUCCGAGCUACGGAGGAUCUGCUGCGCUCGACGCGCGUGGGGAUCAUCGUCAACAAGUUCAAGCAGCACAAGGCGCCCGAGGUGGCGCGCCUGUCGAGCGAGAUCGUAUCGAAGUGGCGCAACGAGGUCAACAAGCAGAAGGCGGGCGCAUCGCCGGGUCCCAGCCAGCGCUCGAGCAGCUCGCCGCGGCCGACCCCGAACGGCACCGCGGCCUCGACGCCCUCGGAUAAGGCCUCGAAGCUGUCCGUGCCGCCGGACAAGCGCACGUGGAAGGCCGACGGGGUGGACGUGAACCAGACCUCCAACCGGAUCCGCGACAGCUGCAUCGGCCUGAUGUACGACGGGCUGUGCUUCAACGCGACGGAGGCGCCGCGGACGGUGCUGGCCAAGGCCUCGAACGUGGAGGCGGCGGCGUUCAGCGCCUUCGGGCCGGAGACCAAGGAGCAGUACCGCACCAAGAUCCGCAGUCUGUACCAGAACCUGAAGAACAAGUCGAACCCGAUGCUGCGCGUGCGGGUCCUGAGCGGGGAGGUCACGGCGGAGCACUUUGUCAAGAUGACGCACGACGAGCUGCGGUCGGCGGAGCAGCAGGAGCGCGACCGCAAGAUCCAGAAGGAGAACAUGGACAAGGCGAUGGUGGCGCAGGCGGAGCGCAGCAUCAGUACCAGUCUGCAGUGUGGAAAGUGUGGGCAGCGCAAGGUGACCUAUACCGAGGCGCAGACGCGCAGUGCCGAUGAACCGAUGACGCUGUUCUGUACUUGUAUGAAUUGUGGAAAAUCAUGGCGGCAGUGACUCCUUUCUGUAUUUUUUUUCAUUCUGAUAUUACAUUUUGUUCUAUAUCUUAUCUGCGACAGGGGGGCGGCGGCGUGGAGUUAUUUUACCUUGGGCUGAUCAAAAACACGGAUGUUUUUCCUGUCGUUAUUGACAUUCGGCGACUGCUUAUGUCAUCGUUCAUAACUUGACUGCAUAGACUGCACUGGCAAUCGCAAUCAACGUCAUUCACCUUUCAUCAUUGAGCUGGAACAAGUAGUGAGUUGAAUUCCUUCUGCGCGUUAGCCCGAAAAUCAAAUCAAACAUCCUUCUCAUCAUCUUCCACAACUUGAACAAGCUACCCAGCCAGCCUAGCAUCCAAUUGACCCUUCCAUUCCACACCUACCUACCUAGUUGAACGCUAUACAACCUCACCUCAUCAUCAACCAUCCAUACAGCAACCUCCAAAAACACACCUACACCAAAAAUCCAAACCUAUAACCCCCCCCCUCUAUACCCAAUCAACCCAACCCAACCCACC
Molecule: messenger RNA, 1829 nt
Organism: Aspergillus aculeatinus CBS 121060
Lineage: Eukaryota; Fungi; Ascomycota; Eurotiomycetes; Eurotiales; Aspergillaceae
Product: transcription elongation factor DST1
Exons: 1
Coding region: 425-1330 (301 amino acids)
Biological process (GO): DNA-templated transcription; transcription antitermination; transcription elongation by RNA polymerase II
Cellular component (GO): nucleus
Molecular function (GO): RNA polymerase II transcription regulatory region sequence-specific DNA binding; zinc ion binding
Source: RefSeq, a predicted model, not a curated record